GGUUAGUGAUACCUGGACGGAAGAAAAGGUGCACACAUAGUUUAUUCUCUUGGUGAGACUGUCAACAUGGGAUCUGGUUUCUCCUCCAAUGCCCCUAAAACCAUCUACCUGGACGUAGAUGGCAAAGUGCAGAAGGUGCUGUUUAGCCGUCACUGCAGCCCAUGUGACAUCAAGGAACUUCUGUGUUCCUCCUCCAACACCCCCAGGAAUACAGCCAUAGUGAUGGUGGACCCUGAAGGGGCUGUUGUGUCCAUUGAUCCCACAAUGCCCACCAACACCCGCAACUCCCUGUACAAAGUCAUUCCUUUAUCUACUGGCCAGUUGGGGGAAAAGGAAGAUAUGUUUCAGAAUGUGCUCUCACAGGUAGCAGAGCAGUUCAGCAGAGCAUUCAGGAUCAAUGAACUGAAAAUGGAAGUGACCAACAGACUGGCUAUGCUGGAGAAGAAAGUAGAAUUGGAAGGUUUGAAGGUUGUGGAGAUUGAAAAGUGCAAAAAUGACCUAAAGAAGCUGCGAGAUGAGAUGAUGUCCAGUGCAGGAGGAAGAGUGAAUUGUACAUGCAAGUUCAAUUUUUCAGACGAUGGAAAGAAAUUAACUCCUAGGCGUGAUGUGCCCAGCUACCCAAAGUACACGCUUUCUCAAGAGACCAUUGAAGCUCUGAAGAAACCAACCUUUGAUGUCUGGCAUUGGGAGCACAAUGAAAUGCUGAGCUGCCUAGAGUACAUGUAUCAUGACUUAGGUCUUGUGAAGGAGUUUAACAUGAACCCUAUCACUCUCAAACGCUGGCUGCUGGGCAUUCAGGAAAAUUACCGUACCAACCCAUUCCAUAAUUUUCGCCAUUGUUUCUGCGUGAGUCAGAUGAUGUAUGGCAUGAUCCACCUCUGCAACCUGCAGGAAAAGCUUUCGCUGACAGAUUUGGGCAUUUUAAUGACUGCUGCAGUGUGUCAUGACUUGGACCACCCUGGAUACAACAACACGUAUCAGAUCAAUGCUCGCACUGAGCUGGCUGUGCGCUACAAUGACAUAUCUCCCCUGGAGAACCAUCACUGCGCUGUGGCCUUCCAGAUACUCUCGCUGCCUGAGUGUAACAUAUUUGCCAACGUGGACCCUGAUGCCUUUAAACAGAUUCGACAGGCUAUCAUCACGCUGAUUUUGGCGACUGACAUGGCGAGGCAUGGUGAAAUUCUGGAAUCGUUUAAGCACAAAGUGGACUACUUUGACUUCACCAACGAGGAGCACGUGACCUCUAUGAAGAUGGUCCUUAUCAAAUGCUGUGACAUUUCCAAUGAGGUCAGGCCCACUGAGGUGGCAGAGCCAUGGGUGGACUGUCUGCUGGAGGAAUACUUCAUGCAGAGUGAUCGAGAGAAGUCAGAGGGGCUUCCUGUGGCGCCCUUCAUGGACAGAGAAAAAGUGACAAAACCCACGGCACAGAUUGGCUUCAUUAAGUUUGUCCUUAUUCCCAUGUUUGAAACUGUCAUGAAGCUUUUCCCUCAGAUUGAAGAGAUUAUGGUGCAGCCUCUCAGAGACUCACGAGACCACUACGAGGAGCUAAAGCAAAUUGACGAUGCCAUGACCGAGGUAAAUAAAAAAACAGAAAAUAUGUCAUUAGGAGGGAAGAAGAAAUAAGCACUACUGCAAGCUGAAUAGUUCCACGGGUAAAGUUUUUCGACCUGUUUGCACUGCGAGAAUCAAGUUCCAGUUUGAGGAUCUGUGAAAGCUCUGAUGCUGGGCUGGUGUUUGCCCACCGAAUCUAAAGGUCAUCUAAUCAACUUAUGAAAUCAGGAGUUGCUUCUUUAUGCUAC
This is a messenger RNA of Xyrauchen texanus (razorback sucker), 1799 nucleotides long. RefSeq names its product high affinity cGMP-specific 3',5'-cyclic phosphodiesterase 9A-like. The record is from RefSeq and is a predicted model, not a curated record. Gene Ontology annotation, biological process: cGMP catabolic process. The transcript is spliced from 19 exons. Gene Ontology annotation, molecular function: 3',5'-cyclic-GMP phosphodiesterase activity. Bases 67 to 1623 code for a protein of 518 amino acids. NCBI's taxonomy places the organism in Eukaryota, Metazoa, Chordata, Actinopteri, Cypriniformes, Catostomidae.